CGGCCCUCAGAGCCCGCAUGGAGCCCCGCAGCCUGCCGGCAGACGAAGCCCCGCCGCGCCGCGCUGCCCCGCGGGAGGGCGGCCGGAGGAAGCGCACGUCCUUCAGCAAGGCGCAGCUGGAGCUGCUGGUGCGCACCUUCGAGAAGCAGCCGUACCCCGGCAUCGCCCUGCGCGAGCAGCUCUCCGGCCUCACCGACAUCCCCGAGUCCAGGAUCCAGGUCUGGUUUCAGAACAGGAGGGCCCGGCAGCUGAACCGCAAGAAGAGCGAAGGUGCGCUUCCCACGCAGCCGGCGGCCGCCAAGGAGGAGCGCGGGCACUGCGGCGGGGGCUGCCAACCCCGGGGCCUCGGGCCUGAGCUCACCCUGCAGCCGGGGCUGCCGGGGGCGAACCAGAGCUGCUCAGGCCAGCCGCUGCCCUGGUCCGGGCCGCAGUAUAUGAGGCUCGAUACUCAUUUCAGGAACUUUGGAGUCCCCGGUCAGACCCUGUCUCACUUCGGCUUGGACUAUAUGGGAAAAGGGGAGCAGUUCGGUGCGGGAACCGUAGGGAGUGCCCCUCAACACUCGCUCUCUGAGCAGCAAACGCAGGACUACCCGUAUCUGAAGAAAUCUUUCCCUGAAAACUAUUACGCAGAUGUCUUCCAGCCAUGUACAGAAGAUUACCUACAUCUAGCAGCUAAAGAGAACAUGUAUAGCAAGCCUGUGUUAAACUACUUAAAUGCUGACCAAGGUCUGGUCGAUGAGACCUAUUCAUAUAUAAAGCCAAACACCUCUCCCUUCAGUAACAGUUCAAUUCCAAGCUGUGGUAAGGGGGAUUUUAUGCUUGAGCUGAAGCAGAUGAGGCACAGCCCUCCUGAGUUUGCAGCUAGUGAGGCAAGUCCUCCUUCAGUACCUGCAAAACAUGAAGGGAGGUACCAGGGGACAUGUGCUGCUCCAGACCCACUGUACGGACAGCAGCUGCUGGGGACAGUGAGUGACUAUGACCCUCAUUGGCUGGGUAUGAGAAAUGAAAUUCUGGGAAAUGGUUUAGACUCGCUGUUGGAGCAAAAUGGGGAGCAGGGUGGGCCUCAAAGCUACCUUUUUGCUUUGGGUGGCCAGAAUUCAGCCUGCCAUUUGGGUCACACAUGAAACUAUGACAGCAAGGUGCUUCAUGAAAAAAUCACAUUUUCUUUUGUUUGAUUGGCAGUUUUGUCCCAAAGUGGCUAGAGGUUUUGCAGGUGGAAGGAUGGAGCAAUUGCUGUGAGCUUUGUGCUCUGUCUGGAAGGGAAAGGAAGAUAAGCAAAGCCAGCAAGGUGUACAAGAGAGUAACCUGCUGAAGGUGUGUUGCCCGUCCCUCCCCUGUCUUGCUGGGAUUGUCACCAACCUGUCCUCAGCAUUCCUGCGAGCAUUUGGCUUUCAGUAGCUUCGCAUUAACCUGCGUUUACAGACAAAUCCUCACAGAUACCUCAGUACCAAAGACUUUGUCUUCUGCUGCACAGACUGCGUUGGAUCCUACCAGGAGGCUUGGGACUGUGGGAUUGGUUUUGUAGUCUUACUGCACAAGAUUUUGUUUGUAUGUGGGUGUGAAGUCACUUUCUUUAACUGAAGAAGUGCGUAGGAAACAGACGUUAAAUUUAGAGCCUCUAGUGGAGAAAACAUGAAUGCAAGAUGGUCUGAGCUUGGGAAAUGCAGCCUUGGUGGCGGCAGGCUGGCUCACUGGGUGUAUUUGUGUAUUAGGUGUGCUCCUGAUAAAGGACACUCGUGGUGUCUUCUUAGGUAUUUAAUGUGUAAUGUUUUCAUUUAAAAAUGACCAAAUUUAUAGCUUUUUAGAAGGCUUUCUUUUUGUGAUUUCCUGUUGUAUAAUUUUUUUUCAAAUUGUUUGCUAAUAUUUUAAAGGAAUUGUGUUUAUUUAAUUUAAUUAAAAACAAACACAAACCAACUCUAAACAAGCAAUUUUCAAUUUACCAAAGGAAGGCUUUUGACCAGGGUGAUAAUGAACUUGUAGAACUGCACUCGCGGUAAAGUGUAAUAGUGUUCCUUCUUUGCACUUGAUACACGGGCCCUGUUUUUAGCCUUCUUGAACUCCAUGGCCAUCUAGAAGACCAGUGUCAUCUUAACAAUGUUCUGAUGAAACUCCCUGGGGCUGGAGGGGUCUGUUCUAGGGGGCUUCCAUGGCUGGGUGUUAAAGCAAUAUCAGACCUUGGAUAUUGAAAUCUAUACAUGCAAAUCCUUUUUUUAAUG
Messenger RNA from Numida meleagris (helmeted guineafowl), 2216 nucleotides. Its product is annotated as homeobox protein NANOG-like. Lineage: Eukaryota; Metazoa; Chordata; Aves; Galliformes; Numididae. The transcript is spliced from 2 exons. The record is from RefSeq and is a predicted model, not a curated record. Bases 18 to 1124 code for a protein of 368 amino acids. Gene Ontology annotation, molecular function: DNA binding.